Molecule: messenger RNA, 2908 nt
Organism: Mobula hypostoma (lesser devil ray)
Lineage: Eukaryota; Metazoa; Chordata; Chondrichthyes; Myliobatiformes; Myliobatidae
Product: deleted in malignant brain tumors 1 protein-like
Exons: 14
Coding region: 727-2244 (505 amino acids)
Biological process (GO): T cell costimulation
Cellular component (GO): plasma membrane
Source: RefSeq, a predicted model, not a curated record
AUUCUCUCUCUCUCCGCUGUCAGUCGCCGUUACAUCCUCUCUAUCUUCUGUCUCUUCACACACAGACACACAGACACACACACCCUCCCUCCCUCCCUCUCUCUCUCUCUCUCUCUCUCUCCCCCCCCCCUCGCUCUGUCUCCCCAGCCCCGCCCCCAAGCGCCCGUGGGGCCCCGUUCCCCGUGGCGGGGGCGUUGUCACCCCAGGGGUUGACAGCCCCCGGGGACCCGUGCCUCGCUCUUCCUGCUCCGGCCACUCCAGCGGCCUUUUGCCGGCCGGCGCGGACGGGAAGCCCCGGUUCUUUGACUGGGUCUCGGUCGGGACGAGCGGCAAAUGCGCAGACCUUCGACGCAGAGCGAGAGCGAGUUAGAGAGAGAGAGAGACAUCCGCUGCAGGAAUCCACGCCCUCUGUCGACACACACAUGCACAAACCCGUUGUUAAAGAAAACGCUGAACAGACUCAAACCCAGACGCUGCACGGACCCGGACAAAAGACAAUUAGCCAGGUUUGAAUUCAGCGCGCACUGGGCGGUGACUGCGUGGGACGGUGACCUGCUUUCGCAGCGUCGCGAUUCAGGGAAAGUGGCAGAAGACAGAGUUUCCCGGCUGCUCUGAGACAGGAUCAGGCUGUGACCGCACGCCGAGACUCCGCCCGCCAAGCGCGCAGUCUUCCUCGGCUCCCGGAGCGGAGCACACGGUCCCGGGACAGUCCGCGGCGGCGGCACGAUGCGCUCCCUGGUACCGAUACUGCUGAUCUUCGGUCUGCUGAUAGCUACGUCCUAUCAAGGGUCCAAAGAUCAGGAUUUGAAAGGACCCGCGACGACCAAUUCAAGACCCGCGACGACCAAUUCAAAUAACAGAACGGAUUGUCCAGACCUCGACAAGGUUAAGAAUGUGAAGCCUACACCGGCGGAUGAGAUCGAGAGUGUCGCCCUGGAGGGAGGGUCCACCAACUGCUCUGGGUGGGUCGAGCUACGCCUCAGAAACCGGUCAGUCGUGACCCUGGGGCUAACAGCGUCAUCCGUCGCCGAGUCCGACUUGGUGUGUCAAAGGCUGGGCUGCGGCCGAAUGCUGAGAAUGUUCUCAGGGCCUACCUUCGGGAGGAGACUGAGGCCGGUCUGGGAGUAUCUUCUGGACUGCUGGUGGAAUCACACCAGGCUGCAAGACUGUAUGAAGGUCACGGAGCGGGGACGCCAGGGUGACUCCCUGGGGAUUGUCUGCGAGGGUGCCCACACUUACUCCCGACUGGAUACCAGUCCCGGCCACUGUGUGGGGUCACUGCCGGUGUUCUACCUGGGGUCCGGGCGGGGCUGGGGUGACAGACCGACCCUUGCCGAAGCGGACAGCCUGUGCCAGAGGUUGCAAUGCGGGCGCGUCGUAAAUGUCACUGUUUCGCCCUGGGAAUCCGAUGUCACCGUGCUGGGAGAACUCAACUGCCUGCUCCAUCGGGAGAAAUGUCUCGGCGUGGAACAAUCCGCAAGGUCAAGUGUGUACAGCAUCACCUGCAGAGAGGGCUUCUCACCAGCCUUCCGCCUCCGGGAUGGUGAAUCCCAGUGUGAUGGAUUGGUGGAGGCGUAUUACAACGGUUCCUGGUGGCCCGUGUGUCAGGACACGUGGGAAAAAAAGAAGCAGGACGAGGUGUGUUCCCAGGCCGGAUGUCAGGAAAACAGUGAAUUCUGGAAUCGAGCGGGUUCCCUCGGCAAGAACCACACCGGCUCCAGCAGCUGCGUGCGUUGUCGACAAUUUCCUUUACUGUCCGAGCCGGGCGGAGUUCGCCUCUGGGACAUCCAGGUGGAGCACGGCAGCUUCCAGCAGCUCAACGUCACCUGCCCACGGUUAGAGAAGCCGACCUUUAAGCCAAAGGUGGUGAGCGGGUCGACGGGGCCGAUGACCGCCGGGAUCCUGCUGCUCGUCCUGGUAUUGCUGCUCCUUGCCCUGGCCUGGGGCUGGAAGCGUUACCGAGGCAACGGCGUCGGAGUAUUCCGACGCAAGCGGACUCAGCGACAGUGGAUCGGGCCGACAGGAGCCACCACCCACACAGUCUCCAUUCAUCGGAACAACAACGCCAGCUCCCGUCCGGUGUCAGCUGUCAGCGCAGGCAGUCACUCCUACAGCGUGGAACCGUCGAGAGGGUUCACAGCUUAUCCAGCUCUGGAAAGACGCUCCAACAUGUUGAGACUCGGCCAGGAUCGCUCGUCCGACAGCGACUACGACUUCUUCGACCCCAACAUGCAGCCACUGUGAAGACUCAAAGCUAAGAUCGGACGCCGCUCCGCGCCCUCUGGAUCGGAGAAACCCCGGGCCACGCGGCAAGAGAACGGCGGAGGACGAGGGUCCUGGGGGGCGAGGGGUGGGGGGAGAGAUUGCCGAGGGGCAGGGGAUGUGUGACGUGAUCCUUGCCACGACGCGUGUGUGUUUGUGUGUAUGAGUACGCGGUGUCCCAACCCCCCCACCCACCACCUCCGGGACGCACACCGAUAGGAGGAGAGGCAAAAAAGUUGGAGGAGGAGUGAGGGGAAGCGGGGAAAGCAGCAUCGGCCCUCCCUCCCUCCCUCCCUCCCCCUCACGGGCAUCCACCGAUCUUCGGGAUGGAGCCCCCGACUGGAAGCUCUGGGUCGCUACUCCCGCCCCAGGAUGCGACGUGAGGCAUGCUGGGAAAGACGCGCCAAGGCGGCCAGCGACCGGGCAGCGAGGAAAUGGACUGAAUGAUCCCCGGAAACCAGCCGGAAUGAUGGUCAAUGCUGUUUCCGGCCACCGCCCCUCCCGAAUGGCGUGCCGGGCGGAUGGACGGCGGGAUGGGGUGGGGGGAAGAUGGAGUAACCGUUCCCCAACAGGAGGAGUGGCGAAGAGCGCUCUUUGAAGGGCCCUGCACCACGAACCCGACUACGGAUUCACGAAUAAAAUCCGU